Stylophora pistillata is the source of this 678-nucleotide messenger RNA. RefSeq lists its product as uncharacterized. Lineage: Eukaryota; Metazoa; Cnidaria; Anthozoa; Scleractinia; Pocilloporidae. The record is from RefSeq and is a predicted model, not a curated record.
AUGGCGGCACUCUUUGGCAAUAUUGGUGCCUUCGACGAAAAAUCAGAGAAAUUUAGUGAUUAUGCCGAUCGUUUCGAAGCCUACGUGGCGGCGAAUGACAUCGAUGACGAUAAAAAGGUGAAUGUUUUUCUAGCUGUUAUCGGUCCAGAUGCUUAUAAGCUAUUGAAGAAUUUAUGUGAUCCGGAGAAUCCGAAUACCAAGAUGUUUACCCGGUUGUUACAGCUGUUGCAAGGACACUUUGAACCGGCUCCUAUUGUGAUCGCGAAAAGACACAAGUUUUGGACGGCAUCCCAAGAAGAAUGCGAGAGCGUGUCAGAAUUCGUGGUGAGACUGAAGAAGUUGGCAUCAACAUGCAGCUUUGGUGCUUUUCUGUCUGAAGCCCUAAGAGAUAGACUUGUCUCUGGAUUACAUCCGAAAAUGUCCAGAACCCAACGUCAUCUCCUGUCAAUAAGAGAGUUAACCUACGCGGCAGCCCAUGAGAAAUGUAUUGCAGAUGAAUUGGCGGGUAAAGCGAAUAUAGAACACAUGCGAGAUUUAGCUAAUAGUGAAGCCGAGAAGGUUCAACAUGUCAAUUCUGGACGCAACGUGGAGCAGAACAGCAAAAGGGCAGACAAGUGCAAAUCAUGUGGAAAAUAUUACACCAGAUGUGUUUUAAAAGAAUCCAUCCUUAGAUUUUAA